Molecule: messenger RNA, 925 nt
Organism: Phragmites australis (common reed)
Lineage: Eukaryota; Viridiplantae; Streptophyta; Magnoliopsida; Poales; Poaceae
Product: dormancy-associated protein homolog 3-like
Exons: 3
Coding region: 73-459 (128 amino acids)
Source: RefSeq, a predicted model, not a curated record
CAUCCCCCUCUUCCUCUCGCUCAGAUCCGGAAGACUUGGGUGGUCGAUCGGUCUCGCAGUGGCGGCUGGGAUAUGGGCCUCCUGGACAAGCUGUGGGACGACACCGUCGCGGGGCCCCGCCCGGACACCGGCCUCGGCCGCCUCCGCAAGCAGUUUGUGCGCCCCGCCGCUGUCAAGAUCAAUGAUCCGGCCGGGGACUCGCCGGCGUUCGUCCCGCCGUCGCCGGCGUCGGGCGGCGAGGAGACGCCCGUGAAGGUGACGCGCAGCAUCAUGAUCAAGCGCCCCGCGGGGUACCCGGCGUCGCCGAGGAGCGCAGCCAGCACGCCCCCGGCCUCGCCGGCAGGGUCCACUCCGCCCAUCUCGCCGUUCGCCGGCGCCGGUCGCUUCAGAAGGAAAUCAUCCUCAGAUGCAUAUGAGAGGGCAACACCUGGGACGACCCCUCCUCCCUUUGAAGUGUGAGCCCGCGACAUGCUCACGCUCCUUUUUGCUCCUUUGGCCAGCAUCUACUUCACUAGGUAGAGAUGGAGGAGAGAAGGCAUAUCAAGAGGGAAAUCAAGACGAGCCGCCGCUUGUCCACCUUACCUUACCGUACCUCUACUGUGUUAUAAUGUAGAUGCCAGUAUGUGCAGUGCUUUCUAUCUGCUAUAGGGAUGUGUACGAGGUGUUGAAUCUGUUGGUGGUGUGCUGUGUUCAGUAGGGUCGUAUGCGCAUAGGGCAGCUCCGGGCUACUGGAGCUCUGCCACAGCCCGCAGCUUGCCGCGUCGCCUUUGUGUGUACCUGAGUACCUCGUCUGCUUUGUCAAAUGAAUGGUGUGUGGAGGAUGGGGUUAUGCUUGUAAUGUAAGCAGGGUUUGAGGUGGACUGAGACUACUUGUAAUUUUGCUUGAUGUAUGGCAAUAUCAAGUAGCUGAAGGUGUUUGCUUGAA